GAUCGGAACCAACUUUGCGGACGACUUGGUUCGGCCCCGGAGCGCAUGGAAGAGCUGUGGAGCGUUAACGCGAGCGCGCAUUGGAACGCUUCCGAGGCGGGCAAGGAACGCAUGAGCGGCGCGGACUUGCCCGCGGACGGCUCGCCAGCGCUGCGCGUGCUCGUCUCGGUGGUGUACUCGCUGGUGUGUGCCGCCGGCCUGAUAGGGAACAUGCUGGUGCUCGUCCUCGUCAAGGUGCGCGGCGGCGGGGGCGUAGGUGCAGGUAAACGCCGCGCCACCAUCAACCUGUUCAUCGUCAACUUGGCGGUGACUGACCUUCAGUUCGUGCUAACUCUGCCCUUCUGGGCAGCGGACACACUGCUGGACUUCAGCUGGCCCUUUGGCCACGCUAUGUGCAAGGUGGUGCUCAGCGUGACCGUCAUGAACAUGUACGCCAGCGUCUUCUUCCUCACCGCCAUGAGUGUCACAAGAUACUGUUCCGUGGCGUCCGCGCUGCCAGAGCGUGCAGCCGGGCAGGGGCGCGCCUGCCCCGCACUCUGGGCAGUGGGCGCAUUGUGGGCGGCGGCCACCUUGGCCACAGCGCCCACCGCCAUCUUCUCUACGGUGAGGCGGGUGGCAGGGGAGCGCCUGUGCCUGCUGGACUUCCCUGAAGGGGAGGCAUGGCUCGCUCUCUACCAUGUACAGAAGAUCCUUGUGGCCUUCGUGCUCCCUGCGCUGGUGGUGUGCGCCUGCUACCUGUUGUUGCUACGCCUGCUCCGGUCACGCACUUUCAGUGCCAAGCAGGUGAGGCGGCGGGCACGCAUCACCCGCUCGGUGACCCUUGUAGUCGUGUCCUUCUUUGUGUGCUGGAUGCCAAACCACGCCAUCACGUUGUGGGGGGUUCUGGUCAAGUUCAACGUGCUGCACUGGGACCGGGCCUACUACCUGGCACACACCUACGUGCACCCGCUCAGUGUGUGCCUAGCGCACACCAACAGCUGCCUCAACCCAGUUCUCUACUGCCUCAUGCGCCCGGAGUUUCGCGCCAGGCUAAAGAACAUAUUCUGGAAGGUGGCAUCCCCCGCUGCGCCCCGAUCCGCCACCACUGUGCGCACGCGGCCUGGUGACGUUGUCAUCCCGCUCAACAACGUGGACACAGAGCACUGUCGUCUGUCCGUCCUGACAGAUCACUGUGACCCAGUCCUGACUCUAGAGCCACACGGCAGUGACACGGGAGUAGAAGAUCUGGACACUCAAAUGGAUGUUGUAAUGAGGAACAUUGAAAUGUUUGGACAGGAAGUGACGCAUGCUAACAAGGAACUACAUCACACCUGAACUGACUUUUGGUGCCUUCCAGACAAUUGGGAUGUCAGACAUUUUUUAUUGUGUAUUGCAACACCACUCAAAGUCGUAAUUCCUACACACACGCUCACCGAGAAGAAAUGUAAUGUCACAUGUUAAUGGCAGCACUCAAGUUCAAUUUCAAUAUGAUAUAAUGUGCAUUUAUG
This is a messenger RNA of Dunckerocampus dactyliophorus (ringed pipefish), 1487 nucleotides long. RefSeq names its product relaxin family peptide receptor 3.3b (gene rxfp3.3b). Lineage: Eukaryota; Metazoa; Chordata; Actinopteri; Syngnathiformes; Syngnathidae. Gene Ontology annotation, biological process: G protein-coupled receptor signaling pathway; immune response. Gene Ontology annotation, molecular function: bradykinin receptor activity. The record is from RefSeq and is a predicted model, not a curated record. Gene Ontology annotation, cellular component: membrane. The coding region runs from base 46 to 1314 and encodes 422 amino acids. The transcript has a single exon.